Molecule: messenger RNA, 1686 nt
Organism: Peronospora farinosa
Lineage: Eukaryota; Oomycota; Peronosporomycetes; Peronosporales; Peronosporaceae
Source: the annotation of a GenBank genome assembly
AUGCGUAUCGAAGGGUCAGUAGAAUGGAGCGAGGCGUGGUUUGCAACGGGCAUCAAGACCAACCUGCUACAGAAUGGAUACAAUCCGAAGAUGCAAGUGUCAGCGAUGUCGCUUGGCCCGACAGUAGUCAUCACGCGCUACAAAGACACUGACGGCAAUCCGGGUUUGGCGCAAUAUGUGUUGGACCAACCAACCGAAACUUUGAUUCUUCACCAGGAUGGCUCAAACAGUAAUGAUGUGACGUCGCAUUAUCGGCUGGUUGCUUGGUCUCAAGGAUCGCGGGAGAAGAGCUUGCUGGCGAUUGCUUCAUCGUAUCAAGUGGAGGUCUGGGAGGUCACUGUUUCAAGGGGAAUCUCUGCAACUUUGAAGGGAUCUGUGGACAUUGACCAUUUACAAUGGAUGUCUUGGAAUCCCUGCAACGAAGUUCUGCUUGCUUGCUCCAAGACCGACAUUGUGAUAAUUGUUGCUAUAGAACCAGCAUUAUCGUACCGUGAAAUUUACACCGAUAGUAGCAGCACGUACCGAACAUGGGGCGCAAGUUCGUGGAGUCCUUCUGGAUUGCAAGUGUCAAUAGCGCAAAAUCAUGUCCUUCAUUGUUUUGCUUGGACAAACGUCAAAUCUUUACUCUCGGAAUCACCGAAGCACGACCAAAUUGAUGCAAGAACCCCCUUGAAAGACAUCAGAACGAAUCAGCUGAACACCGGAAAUGCUAGUGUUGGUCCAAUUGCUGCUGUUGCUCGCGUGUCUCCAACUGUUUGUAUUCUUACGACGGACACGAAAUUGAUUGUAGAAGACAUCACACGUCCAGACCUCGCCACUGCAUCAGUAAAUAUGGAACCUCAAUUGAAUGGAACAGGGUCUGCAUCUACCUUGUUACUACGUACGAUAAACUCACAUUGUCAAGAAAUUCGAGAGCACGGUGUGGCUUCAUCCAGCGAUGUCCUUGAUUUGACUUCCAUACGCGUCUCGACCAGUUCCAUAGAAAAACCGCUUCAAAUUCUAAACUACAUUGAGGAUACUGCGCCUUGCGAGAUAGCGCCGCAUGUAAAACCAUGCUCUCACCUGCUGAUUGUCGAAUACAAAGCCGGGAAGUGGAUCGUCAGUUUGAUUCUCGAUCUACCUCAGUUGACCUCCCCCGACGUCCUCGUUGUUCAGGAGAUGCGAGCCAUUGUCGGAAGCAGUUUGUCCCCGCGCCUAAUUGUUGCGCAAUUGGAUGUUUCCGAUCACAUGCAGUGGACGGCUUUGGUGUCUGGCGAACUGGAAUUGCCACCAAUGCACGUAUGCAGAGGACUCUAUCUCGCCGAGAAGUCUUCGUUUGUGGGCGUUGCCUCCACGAAGAAGUGCAAGCGUGCUACAUUUUUUCACGCCGUUGCGAACAUGGAACCACUGCCGGUCUACCUGUCCAAUUUUAAAUUGCCCCAGCGUCCACAAUCAACUAAACCUACUGUCAAGCAAAUCGAUAUAGUGCAGAAACCGACUGCAAUGGCUGUCGAUAACAUUAUUGGCAGCCUCGGUGAAGACAAACACAAUGGCGGUGAGAAUAAGGACCUACUGGAUCUUAUUUUGGCAAACGUGAUGGCUAUGCAGAACCAAUUGAACACCCGCUUCGACGACGUGGACAAGAAGUUGCUACAGCUGAUGGUUCGUAUGGAACAGCUCGAACGGAACAGCACAAGAAACAAGUAA